UGUGGACGUCAGUUUUCAACUUGCGCCUAUUUGUCCCAGCAUCGUCGAAUUCAUAGCGGCAUCAAACCCUACGUCUGUCGUUACUGCGAUCGCAAAUUCACUCAACUCAGCCACGUUCAACAGCAUGAAAGAAUUCACACUGGAGAAAAGCCCUACAAGUGCGAGGAAUUGGAUGUUCAUGUUCAGGCUAAACAUUCGGGCAAUCGAUAUGCUAAAGUGCUUGUAUGCCCUGCAUGUUCAAAGAGCUAUAACUCGGAGACAUAUCUGGCUAAGCAUAUGGAAAGGCAUAAAGAGGCUGUGACGAAUGCUAAUGUCAACAGAUUUGGGGCUCUGAAUACCUCAGCCGGUGCAUUGGGAGCUUUAAGUGGAUUCAUGUCCAGUCAUCAUUCAGGAAUGGGCAGUAGAUCGAUCGCUCCUGUAACUGAACAAAGCCUUCAUGAGGAACUUCAACAACGAAUAGGUCAUCCACAAGAUCUUCAGAAUCUUCAGAGAGCAGCAGUAGCUGCAGCCGCAUCGAUAAUGUCCCCAAUGGGCCCGCCUGGUCUGGGGGGUCACGAUACCAACCAUCUUCUUCACCAUCUCCCUUCGGGAUUGCAGGGUCAGCUAUCUAUGGCUCAAAAGAGUCAUCAACAAGGAAUCCACAGUAGUGGAAAUCAUCCAGGAGGUCACAACACACCGGGGUUUGUUGAUAGCUACCAACAGCAUCAGAUGCUUGCAGCUGCCUCACCCUACUCAAAUCAAAUGCCAUCAUUUUUGGGACGAUCGUCAGACGUGCGUCAAAUGCCCCGAUUUCCACCCACUCCCUUGGAUGCUACUGGACGAAAAAUGAUGGAUUUUCAGGGAAACCAACCUAUGCCUCCACAACAGCAGGCACUUAAUCCACCGUUGGCACAUCAACAGAUGUCCCUGGAACAUUCGGCACCCCCUCAAACACCCUCCAUGCAACCACCUCCUCCCCCUCCUCAAUUUCAGUCCCCCCAGACGUUACCUCAUCAGCAAUCACAGUCAAUGAGACCUUUCGUAAAUUCGCCUCAAGAUGCUAGAAGAGGAAAGAGCAUGGAAGGUGGUAAUGGUAAACAUGUCGGUGAUGACGGUAAAGAGGUUAACUCUUGGGAUCAAGGGCCAGUGAUCCCAAUGCCAAUUAUGGAUAGCCAGGAUAAUGGAAGUAGUGUGAGCUUAACCGGAGAUGAGUCUGGAGGCAAUCUUUGGACACCACAUUCUGCUGCUAAGCGACUAAAGCCCGAUCCAGAUGAACGGUAUAGCCAUCACCACCCCCAUCACCAGACUCAGCAACAACCUUUUGAGACGGAAUAUCUACGAAGAUCCGCAGCCGCAGAGCCGCAAUAUCAACAGCAAAUGAUCCAAUCGCACAUGCAGGCUUCCGAGAAUUCAAUGGAGCAUGUGGUUGACAAAUUGGCGAAAUUCUGGCAACGAAAUUCUACCGGUCAAACAAUGGACGGGAAACCGGGAAGAGAUAUUCGGAUUGAGGCUCUUUUAAGUGGUUUCCCCCAAAAUUCGGAGAGAGACAGAAGACCAGAAGAAAUAGAACAGGACAAUGAAAGUGGAGAAAUGGAGCGUUUGUGCAAUAUGUCGCAGUCAUCGUCUACUACAAACAGAGAGCGUGAUUAUCAGCCUGAAGUUCAGUCGCCAAGGCCUUCACGGGAGGAAAAUGAGAGUGGAUAUCGCGGAAACUCGGAAGAAGAUAGAGAAAACAACGGUGCUAGAAAUGAUGGAACUGCUACUCCCGGUUAUCACCAUACGGCGUAUGGAAGUUCAGUAGCAAAUGAAGGGAGGAAUAAUUCUGAGACAGGCUAUUCAAAUACAGGAACCUUCUAUCCAACCGACACCACAGCUCGUGAUCUUUCGGUUAUACGUGAAGACGACGGUGUUCAACAGCAAGCUGAUUCAACCGGAAAUGGGGUUGGAUUUCCAGUUCAUUUCUCCUCUCAAUCCGCUCAGUAG
Messenger RNA from Rodentolepis nana, 1962 nucleotides. NCBI's taxonomy places the organism in Eukaryota, Metazoa, Platyhelminthes, Cestoda, Cyclophyllidea, Hymenolepididae. The record is from the annotation of a GenBank genome assembly.